Molecule: messenger RNA, 2280 nt
Organism: Vigna radiata var. radiata (mung bean)
Lineage: Eukaryota; Viridiplantae; Streptophyta; Magnoliopsida; Fabales; Fabaceae
Product: probable receptor-like protein kinase At5g18500
Exons: 9
Coding region: 525-2087 (520 amino acids)
Biological process (GO): protein phosphorylation
Molecular function (GO): protein kinase activity; ATP binding
Source: RefSeq, a predicted model, not a curated record
ACGAGGGUGAAUUCAAUUUUUGAUACUGUUAGUCAGUAAUGUUUAUGUUCGUAACCAUGCGAUGCCAUGAGAAUAUCUAAUCCAUUGCAAGAGGACUCACUUCAGAGAUAUAUCACAAUCACAAUUGCAUUGCAUGCUUCUGUUCUCUUCUCUACUCUUUCUUUUACUGCACUGGAAAUUUUGAAUUGGAUGUAUCUGUAUGCGUAUCCCUUCUAACGCAUCUAUUCCCUCUCACUCAUAACUCCACCCUUUCUUCUUAUCACCCCUACCCACCACUCCCAUUCUCAACACUGCUUAGAUUUUCCCUCACAUUUCCCCAACCCACUAAGGCUUUUCAAUUUUCAUCACUUUUUCACUACUGGGUUGUCAGGGUUCCAUCUUUUUGGGCUUCUUUUUGGUCAAAGAUCUGGCCUUUUUCUGUUUGGUGUUCCUUUUUUGAGAUGUGGUGAUCUGGGUUUGUGGUGCCUGUCCUUGUGAAUCUCGCUCCGCAAUCCACGUCGAUAGAGCUCAGGGGGUUCUAAGAGAUGGGUGCUGAUCUUAAAGAAGAAUUGUCCGUGAAAACUCCUGUUUUUGAUCUUAAGGUUUGGGAACUGAUUGGAAUUGCGGUUGGACUGUUUAUCAUUGUCAUCCUCUGUGUGCUCUCAUUCUGCCUUACUUCAAGGAAGAAGUCUAGAAAAGCUAGGGAUAGGGUUCCUGUUAGUCAUAUACCUGCUGUCUCAAAGGAAAUCACAGAAGUGAGAGUUGAGCAAGUGCCGGCGAAUGGAUUUGUUCCACGUGAAGGAAUACUUCUGACAAUUCAUGAUAAAUCCAGUGACAAAGAAUCAGACAAAGUUAUGCUCCAUUUAGGUGUUGGGAAGAAGAAGCAUGCAGAUAGUGGUAGUCACUCGGAUUCGUUUCAUUACUUGGAGAAAGAUGGUGGAGGGUCACAAUCAGGGGAGGAGAUUAGCUCUGGCUCGGUUGGAAUGUACAUGCCAUCUUCUUCAUACCCUAUAACAGCUCCUUCACCUCUCUCUGGUCUUCCAGAAUUCUCUCACUUGGGUUGGGGUCACUGGUUUACUCUGAGGGAUCUCGAGCUUGCUACAAACCGUUUUUCAAAAGAAAAUGUAAUUGGUGAGGGUGGCUAUGGAGUUGUUUACCGGGGACAGUUGAUCAAUGGGACUCCAGUGGCAGUUAAAAAGAUACUCAAUAACAUUGGUCAAGCUGAGAAAGAAUUUAGAGUGGAAGUUGAAGCUAUUGGUCAUGUCCGGCAUAAAAAUUUGGUUCGACUUUUGGGGUACUGCAUGGAGGGGACUCACAGGAUGUUAGUCUAUGAAUACGUCAGUAAUGGAAACUUAGAGCAAUGGCUUCACGGAGCUAUGCGACAUCAUGGAUAUCUUACCUGGGAAGCACGUAUAAAGAUUCUCCUUGGCACAGCUAAGGGGCUUGCAUAUUUGCAUGAAGCGAUUGAGCCAAAGGUGGUGCACCGAGAUAUCAAGUCAAGCAACAUAUUAAUUGAUGAUGACUUUAAUGCCAAGGUUUCUGAUUUUGGCCUGGCCAAGUUACUGGGUUCUGGGAAGAGUCAUGUUGCAACACGAGUUAUGGGAACCUUUGGAUAUGUGGCCCCUGAAUAUGCAAAUACUGGUCUUCUAAAUGAAAAAAGUGAUGUAUAUAGCUUUGGUGUUGUGCUAUUGGAAGCAAUUACUGGAAGAGAUCCAAUUGACUAUGGUCGCCCAGCACAGGAAGUUAACAUGGUUGAUUGGCUGAAGAUGAUGGUUGGAAACAGACGAUCAGAAGAAGUGGUGGACCCAAACAUUGAGGUGAAGCCAUCUACCAGGGCUUUGAAACGGGCGCUCUUAACUGCUUUGAGAUGUGUAGAUCCAGAUUCAGAGAAAAGACCCAAGAUGGGUCAAGUUGUGCGUAUGCUUGAGUCAGAGGAGUACCCUUUAGCUAGAGAGGACCGUAGGCAUCGAAGAAAUCAUGGGGUUAACUCAGAAAUUGAAUCCCAUAAGGAUAGUUCUGACACGGAUGGGAGUGACAUUCAAGGUUCUAGAUCAGAAAGUGGAAGAUUCUUGGAUUUGCCUAACCGAGAUGGCUAUGGCAGAGGCUGAGCAGGGGAUAAUAUUAAUUUUUGUGUUUUCUUUUCCUUUAUUUUGUUGUAGAAGAAUAGGUAUUUGUUCUAGAAGGAUAUAUUGUUUGUGUAUGAAGGUGGGUGUUAUUUAUAAAAACCCAAAUUAUUUGGGGUAUGUACAGAAUCCGAUAGCUUUUUACUAGAUUUAUUUGAUAAAUUCGUUGGCCUUGUCA